UUCUAAUUAAAAUUCGUUUCCUUAGUUUCAGCUCCCCAUCCGCUGCUCCCUCGAAAGUGGCAAAUGCAUUUUAUAUUGGAAUUGGUUUUGCUGCCAACAUUGGUGGCAUGCUAACGCCUUGGUCUUCCGAAGCUGGAUAUGAGUUCCUAAAAAUAUAUAAGAGCAAUCUUCAGAUCGGCACUUUCAUCACAUCCGCCGCCACGUCCAUACUACUGCUAACUUUCACAAUGGUUUACCUUCAAAUAGCAUUUCUGCUUCUAUGGCGUUCCAAGCGUAAAAAGCAAAUAACCUUUGAUGCGGCUGCCCUUACGCCAACUUUGGAUGUCCUAAUUCAAGGUGAAAGGGAAAAUGGAGUGGCGGACAUAAUAAUCACCGGUCUUCUGAUGAUUGUGUAUGUUUUUGUUUUGAUUGGCGCUAGAGUUGUGGAAGAAAUGCAAUAUUUGAAUGACACAGUUCUCAUCAAAUAUUCCACACUUGUUAUGCUAAUCUGCCUUGUAGCUUUUGUUUGUCCCAAUAAUUGUUCUCAUUUGAAUUACUUUUUAUGUCGUGAACCCAAUAGCUACAAAAUGUCGCCGAGCAUAUUACCCUGGUCAGCAAUACCAAAACUAAUGCCCUGGAAUUAUUUCCUUGUAUAUGGCAGCAGCUUGGCCUAUGGCAUGGCUCUGGAGAAAUCUGGCCUACCAACAUAUCUGAUGGAACAUUUGGAAGGGGUUACAAAUAACAUGACCCUAAAGCUAAUGGGUUUUAUGGUAAUUGCGAUUCUGUUGACACUUCUUGGGGCCAAUCAUUUGGUGGCAAGGGUCCUUAUGAUGGAGGCUGUCAAAUGGGCCACUUUGGAUAAUGAGCAGCCUUUAUUCGUUGCACUAGCCUUGUGCCUUACUUCCACUGUGGCAUUCUUGCUGCCGGUUAGCAGUGUUUCGAAUUGUUUUACUGCCGGUUGGGGUAAUUUGAAGUCCAAGGACAUGAUAAUUGCCGGUGUUGGACCAACUUUGUUCGGUUACUUUUUGAUUUUGGGUGUUAUUGAACUGCAGAGAUAUUUUCCAUUAUUUUAAAACACAAUUUUUCCUUUUAUGAAUUUCUAUGAAUAAAAAUACUAAUUAUUUGAAAAU
This is a messenger RNA of Musca domestica (house fly), 1109 nucleotides long. RefSeq names its product protein I'm not dead yet-like. Gene Ontology annotation, biological process: monoatomic anion transmembrane transport; citrate transport. Gene Ontology annotation, cellular component: membrane. The transcript has 6 exons. Gene Ontology annotation, molecular function: citrate transmembrane transporter activity; succinate transmembrane transporter activity. The coding region runs from base 108 to 1052 and encodes 314 amino acids. Lineage: Eukaryota; Metazoa; Arthropoda; Insecta; Diptera; Muscidae. The record is from RefSeq and is a predicted model, not a curated record.